AUGACUGAUGUCGCAACUCGUCCCAACAACCCUCUGCGGAACGACGAAGACGCCAUCAACGAUGCUGUAACGAGACAGCAGCAGCCUCUGCCAUCAUCAGCAUCAACAACAAACGUCGACAGCAGCGCUAUUCGCCAUGAAGAAGCGAUCGAGAUAGACGCCGCAGCGCCGUCAACAGCCUCAGCGGGCGAGUCGGACAUGGACGACGAUGACGACAAUGUCGCCGACCCCGUUGAGACCGUGAGCAUCACCAUCUCGCAUCGCGGCCAGAAGCUGCCCUUUGAGCUGGACGCCGACAACAACGUCAUGGACCUAUUCUGCGAGAUCGAAGCCGUCCUCGAGAUCCCGAUCCAGAACAUCAAAGUCAUGGUGCCCAAGGGACCAUUCAUCAAGUAUCCCUUCAAAGACCCCGAGUACUCGGUCAAGAACCUCGCCGGCAAGACAAUCUCCGUCAUGGGCUCAACCGCAACCGACGUCCAGGCCGUGCAGACCAUGUGCCACAAGCUGCACAAGAUCAAGGCCGCCCGCGAGGCCCAGCGAUCCAAGGCCAAGUCAAAGACGACCCGGCGCCGCACAGCCGCAUCUCCAGAAGAUCUCAAAUACACCUUUAUGCAGGUUCGGCCGCUGGGCGGGCUGCCUAACCCGGACCGCAGUCUGAAGCUGCUGAUGCGCCUCAAGGAAGAUCCGGGCAUCAAGGCAGCCAUGAAGAAGCACAAGUUCACGGUGGCGCUGCUGACGGAGAUGGAGCCGCUGGCACACACCGAGUCGACGCACGAGGGCACGACACGCAUCCUGGGACUGAACCGCAAUCAGGGCGAAGUGAUUGAACUGCGUCUGAGGACGGAUGCGCACGACGGAUAUCGUGACUACAAGACGAUUCGGAAGACUCUGUGCCACGAACUCACGCACAACGUCCAUGGACCCCAUGACAGACAGUUUUGGGAUCUUUGCCACCAGAUUGAGCGCGAGGUCGACGCAGCCGACUGGAAGACAAGCGGCCGGACAAUCGGCGAGUCAUCGCGCUACCACAUCUCAGGCCAGGAUGAAGAGGAAGACGUUCAUGAAGACGAUGGCGGCUGGACAGGCGGCGAGUUUGUGCUGGGCGGCAGCAACAGCAAGAUGAGCAGCGCGGGCCUCAGCCGACGAGAGAUUCUGGCGCAGGCGGCGCUGGAGAGGCAGCGAAAGGAGGCGGAGGAGGAGGCGACGGCGGUGGAAGCGGUGGAAAAGGGAUGGCGGCCGUGCCAGAGACCACAGCCACCGAACAAUGAUCGUAACUUGUGA
This is a messenger RNA of Trichoderma gamsii, 1281 nucleotides long. RefSeq lists its product as hypothetical. The transcript has a single exon. Bases 1 to 1281 code for a protein of 426 amino acids. The record is from RefSeq and is a predicted model, not a curated record. Lineage: Eukaryota; Fungi; Ascomycota; Sordariomycetes; Hypocreales; Hypocreaceae. Gene Ontology annotation, molecular function: proteasome binding.